GAUAUUCAGUAUAAAGGUUUAUUAAAGUUUUGAAAUGAGAACCUCAGAAGUAUUACUGAAGAUAUGUUUUGGUUCAUUUGACAUCUGUUUAGAGAUAAACCGUAAUAUAAAUAUAACCGUUCCUUUGACAAAAAUAAUAGCUUUAUUGAUUACUUGAUUUAAUUAUCUUGUUGGAAUAAUAGUUCACUUUAGUUUCCUUUUUGAGUUUAAAAAAUCAACAUAGAAGUUUUACAAAUUCGUAAUCCUACAUCUCAGGUUUGCGAGGUUGUGUGUAAGAACGAACUUGCUGAAGAAGAAGAAUAAGCCGACGGAGGUCACAGACAAGAGGGCCAAUACGAUGGUGGGGAAAAAGGUAUUUGUCACAGUUGGAACGACUCACUUUGACAGCUUAAUCGAGGUGAUGUCAAAUGAGGAGACUCUAAAGAUUCUCCACUCUAAGGGAUAUACAAGUCUUGUCUUGCAAAUAGGUCAGGGACACUUUAUUCCUCCUACUCACAAGUGUCAUGGGGUUACCUUGUCAUUCUUCCGCCUGAAGCCUAGUAUUGCGGAAGACUUUGCUGCAGCAGACCUGGUCGUAAGUCACGCAGGUGCCGGGUCGUGUCUGGAGGCCCUUGAAGCAGGGAAACCACUGAUUGCCGUCAUUAAUAACACACUCAUGGAGAAUCAUCAGAGUGAGCUUGCUGAAGAACUAUCCAAAUCUGAAUUAUGUUUCUGCUGUUAUCCAUCCACAGUGCAAGAAACUCUUGCAGAUUUAGAUGUGACACGGCUCAGAGCUUAUGAACCCGGCCGACCUAAACUUGUGGCAAAGUAUCUAGAUAGUGUAAUAAAAGUUCUUUAGCCAGUUGUCUGUUAUUAUCAUAGCUGGUUAUAUCAUUCUGAACUCAAAAUAUAGUUUGUGGUUGGUCUUGCUGAAAAGUUUGGCAAGAUUAAAUUUACUAUACUUAAUUUUAUUGGAGACAGCAUAAAAUGUGACUGGAUAAUAAGUGAAUUAAUAGUAUGUUAAAUCCAUUUUCUCAAUUUCCUUUAAAACAUGUCACAAGUUCCUUUUUUUUUUGUUGUCUUCAAUUUCAAUUGGUUGCAUUUCUUAAAAUCUUGUAUCAGUUUACAGGUCAAGAGUUCCAUCUGUGAAGUUUCUUUUUGCUUGACUUUAUCUUUCACCAUAAAUUUUACUUUGGAUAUAUAUAUGUAUAAAGUUAAAAAUCAUAAACAUUUGUAUAAAGAGUUAAAAUCAUGUCAUACAUAUUAUGUAGCCUUCUGUUAGGGUAAUCUCCGUCCAUUACCCCAACUUAGUCCCAGGACGAUUUUUCACACAUAUCAAUGGGUUAAUUUGAGUCUCUCACUCAAAGCAAAAUGAGUUUGAAUCAUCCCCUUCUAAAAUUCUUUAGGUGUUGAAGGAUCAAGAUAAUCAAGGAAUCAUUUUCUCUGUUUCAAGGUAAAGUUUCUUUUUUACCCUGCACACAUACAAUUCAACAUAGACCUAAGAUGCACAUAUGAAGAAAUGCUCGUCCAAGGGUGUUCUCAGACCGCUUGGCCAGAAAGGUAGAAAAUAUUUUGCUAGUAUAAACUCACCUGUAACAUAAGCAUUGAUAUGUUCAUUUAAAUCAUGAGAUUCCAGUGCUUGAUGAAUAUGAACAUAUUGACAUUUAUGUUAUAGAUAACAUUUUUAAGUAACGAAAUAUUUGAUAAAUGCAUUUUCGGGUAAUUGGACUGAGAACGUCUUUGGAUGUGCAUGUCCGCAUAUGAUGGCAGAAGUUCAGUUUAGUAAUAUUCACUUGAUUAUUACUAAACUGGUUAACAUAGGCUUACUUCAUAAGCUCAUUCUUAAUUAUACAAUUACCCAGUAUUGCAUAUUAUCAAUUGCAUACUGGCUGGGGUUGAACAGCUGAUACAUUAAAAUUGAUUCCGAAAUUUUGCCGUAACAACAAACCCUUUGGAUUUUUUAUUUUAUUUUAUGGCAAUUGUUUAAUUAAAAAUAUGAGAAGUUU
Penaeus chinensis is the source of this 1985-nucleotide messenger RNA. It is a transcript of the gene Alg13, whose product is annotated as UDP-N-acetylglucosamine transferase subunit ALG13 homolog. The record is from RefSeq and is a predicted model, not a curated record. Bases 338 to 838 code for a protein of 166 amino acids. The transcript has a single exon. Gene Ontology annotation, molecular function: hexosyltransferase activity. Lineage: Eukaryota; Metazoa; Arthropoda; Malacostraca; Decapoda; Penaeidae. Gene Ontology annotation, biological process: dolichol-linked oligosaccharide biosynthetic process.